UGAUAGAGUUGGUAUGAAAUACCUAUUACUUUCCUUUUUCUUCCUUGUCCUUCUUUUUUUCCAUAAAUAAAAAAAAAAAAAGGUUAAGUUUGGUUUUCGUAUAGGAUUAAGGAGUAGAAUCAAGUGGGCUGUAUAGAUCUAGAUCUGUGUAUAUAUAUAUGUUUCCUUGGAAUCUCCAAAACUUCUUUAAGAUCUAAGGGUCCAAAGUGGUGGGUGAAUUGAGUAUUUGCAGGAAGAGGAGGUGGAGAGAAAGAUGCAGGAUUCGGAAGCAGGGGAGAUUCCUCAGGAUCUCAUGAUCGAAAUAGCGGCGAGAUUGCCUGCGAAAUCGGUGAUGAGGUUCAAGUGCAUCUCAAAGUUCUGGUCAUCUCUCCCUUUGUCGACACACUUUUGCAACCGUUUCCUUACGUACCAAUCCCACCAACCUCGUUUCUACAUGUCGUUAGUGCACCGCCUAGAACACACAAAAUCUCUACUUCUAUCAUCCACUCCAACAACCCCAUGUCCGUCUUCCUCCUUAGAAUUCCACCAAGACCUCACCAUCCGUGGGAUGGUGGGCAACUUACUACGCGUUCUCCAUGGCUUCAUCUGCUUCAGGGUGAAGUCAGAGGCGCGUAUCUAUAACCCCAGCACCAGACAACUUGUCAUCUUGCCUUCCAUACAAGAAUCUUUUGUCAAAGGAUAUCCCCAUUAUUUCAGUCUCUACUUUAUCUGCCACGACCCAGUCAGCGAUCAGUACAAGCUACUCUGCGUAAUUACGGCCUUACUGUCUAGAGAAGGACUAGACGAACAAGAAAAGGAAGAAUUAGCAAGUGUCCCAGAGACUAUUUCAGAGCAUUGGGUCUUUGUACUAGAAGCUGGUGGUUCGUGGAAAAGGGUUGCAAAAGAUUUUCAAACUCCUCACCAUCCUUCCUGUCUUCAAGUGACUAUGAAGAAUGUUUUAUAUUAUCUGGCUGUCACUGAUUCUUCACAGACUUGUGUUCCUGUGAGUUUCGACAUCAGGUCUGAAGAGUUGAGUAUGAUUAAAGUACCUCCUCGCCCUGGGAAGAGGUUGGCUCUAAUAAACUACGGUGGCAAAGUAGCUGUCUUUGACUUCUCUUUGCUCAAAGAGAAUGGCUUGGUGGAUCUGUGGGUUGUGGAACAUUGGAGGAACAAGGAAUGGUCAAGGAAGACUCUGUUUUUGCAGCCUUGUCAAAUGCAUUUAGUCACUCACUGUUUUUUCACGGCAAAAGGUACAACUCUAAAAGGUCAAGUUAUCUUGGUACCACAAUACUUGAUUCCUCCCUUUUACUUUCUCUGCUAUGAUUUGCAACUCAAUCAUCUCAAAAAGGUUGAAAUCAGUGGGAUACCGGAUCACUGGUUUACUAUGGAUAGUUUUUUCAAAUCUUUUGACGUGGAGUUUAUGGAUCCGACUGAGAAUGUCAAGUACCUCGAAUCUUGAUCCUGCUUUUUAGGAUGAGGACGGCAUUCUUCGAUCAGAUCAUCCUGUUUCGUCUUUCUCUUUGUUUAGCUAAUAACUUAUUUAUUUUGUAACUAGGUAUUGACUUUAAUGUUAUAUUUCUUUCUUGGCCUUUUGCUCUCUUCAUUGGCUUUGUUUAUUUCCAUCU
This is a messenger RNA of Brassica napus (rape), 1604 nucleotides long. RefSeq names its product F-box only protein 8-like. Gene Ontology annotation, molecular function: protein binding. The transcript has a single exon. The coding region runs from base 254 to 1438 and encodes 394 amino acids. Lineage: Eukaryota; Viridiplantae; Streptophyta; Magnoliopsida; Brassicales; Brassicaceae. The record is from RefSeq and is a predicted model, not a curated record.